Venturia canescens is the source of this 1033-nucleotide messenger RNA. RefSeq names its product nucleolar protein viriato (gene vito). The coding region runs from base 182 to 904 and encodes 240 amino acids. The record is from RefSeq and is a predicted model, not a curated record. The transcript has 3 exons. Gene Ontology annotation, molecular function: rRNA binding. Gene Ontology annotation, cellular component: nucleolus. NCBI's taxonomy places the organism in Eukaryota, Metazoa, Arthropoda, Insecta, Hymenoptera, Ichneumonidae.
AAAUUUAAAUCGAUACACGGGCCCCCGCCUGCUCCGAAUACUUUUCAUCCCCACCCCGCUCGCACGAUCAUACCUCCACCUCGUGUCCGCCCUCUCAACUCUCAAGUUCGAUCCGCGUCCUCCGUCUAACUUCGUGUUUUUUAUUUAAAUUUCUCCACGCUGAGUAUAACCUCGAAAAAAUAUGGCUACCCGUGCUAUUGGCACCGGUCAUCCGCGCAAAUUUAACGUUGACCGCGUACCCGGACAACCCAAGAGACGCAGAAAAAUCACACUCGUUUUUGACGAAGAAAAAAGACGAGAAUUCCUGGGAGGAUUUCACAAAAGAAAAGUUCAACGAAAAAAAAAGGCUCAAGAGGAAUUACAACAGAAGUUGAAAGAAGAGAAAAAAAGGAUUAAACAGGAUGCUCGUGAAAAAUUCAAGACACUAUUAUCCCAACGAGACGUGCCUGAACUGGAAGAACUUUGGUCAAAACAGGAGUACGAGGAUGAAGAACGUACAGUUAGUAUUCUGGAAUUGGAUGUGACAGAUUUGGCUAAGAGAAGCAAUUCGAUAGGUACCAAUCAACCGAUCUAUGAAGAGGAUGUAUCAAAAGAAUCGACAGACGAGGAGAAUUCUGAUGAAGAAGUGACUGGAAUGGAAUUGAAAGAAAAGGUUGCAGAAAAAACGCCAAAAGUUGAAAAAAAUACGUCAGAUAAACGAAAGAAAGAGCCUGAAACGAAAAAAGAAGUAGCUCGAGCCGUCAAAAGAGCCGCUUUGAAGCAAGUUAACACCAGUAAAGUUUUUCUACUGAAGCAGAGACUCGAACGUCAGAAGAACAAAAAACGGUCGAAUCAACUGAAAAUGCGACAGGAAAAACUAUUAAAAAAAUCCCGUGGGAAAAUAAAAAAGAAAUCGAAAAAAUGAACAAUUUGAUAAUGUUUUUUUUGUUAAUAAAUUUUGCAGCACCUAUAAAUUCUAAAUUGUGUAUAAUACCGAGCAAUACUGUUAUUUUUUUGUACCAUAAUCGUAAUAGGACUUGCCAAUAACUUAAUA